Messenger RNA from Penicillium pulvis, 213 nucleotides. RefSeq lists its product as uncharacterized. The transcript has a single exon. The record is from RefSeq and is a predicted model, not a curated record. NCBI's taxonomy places the organism in Eukaryota, Fungi, Ascomycota, Eurotiomycetes, Eurotiales, Aspergillaceae. The coding region runs from base 1 to 213 and encodes 70 amino acids.
AUGGAGGAUUGGACUAUCCCGUACCUUGGACCUGACGAAUGGGAGAAGGACUGUGAUGGCUUGUUCAUCAAAUGGUCCCCCAAAGCCCGCGAGAACUUGCAGAAUGAUGCAAUCCGUCUUAGGCUUGACGUGAAUACUUUGAAGGCAGUCGCAGAGAACCUUGCCUGGUACUCUGCCAACAGGCAUGACGAAAAGGAAGUCUUGAUUCGGUGA